AUCAAUCAAAGAAUUAAAAAAAAGAAAAAUGGAGAUUUUCAAAUUUUAUUCAUAUGGAAUUCUGUCGAAUAUAAUCUGUUUUUUUGGUCUAUUGGGCAAUACAUUAACAUUGUACAUAUUGAAUUCAAGUAAAGACAUGCGAAAAUCAACAAUCAACAUUUAUUUAACCGUAUUGACAUUAUAUGAUAAUGGUGUAUUAAUAUUUUCUGUAUUAAUGCUCAAUAUACCGGCUAUAAAUGAUUAUCAGCUACAACAGCAACAACAACAAAUAUUAGCAGCAGCAGCAGCAGCAUCAGCGGCUACAACAACAACAAAUGAAUUUAUUUCAUUUAUGGAUGAUCCAAAUCGUUUGGGUGAACCACCACCGUCACCGCCACCGCCAAUACCAUUAUCAUCAUCAUCACAAUCAAGAAAUCAAAUUAUUAAUGAUGAUUCUUCUGCCAUUAUUAUAAAUAAUAAUAAUAAUUCCAACACGUCAAUGUCAUUGAUGAAUGUAAUGAUGAUGACACAAUCCCCAUCGUUGAAUGGCGACAAUGAUGAUGAUAUGCCUUUGAUGAUGAAUCAACAAAUGAUGAAUAAAAUUGGAACGACACUAUCAGUGCCAACAUUAUUAUCGGAAAAAAAUAUUAAAUAUCCAUUACCAUCGUCAUCAUCAUCAUCAUCAUCAUCAUCAUCAUUACCAUUUAAACAUCGGCAUACACAUCAAUAUGACGAUUCAAUAAUAUCAUGGAAUCAUGCAUUGAAUGAUUCAUUCAUUGCAUUCAUUAAUCAAUGUUUAUUAUCGGUGGAUCAAUCAACAACGACGAAAGAUGACCAUUCCAGCAACAAUGAUGAUGAUUAUAGAUCACAAUUUGAUUGGCAAUAUUGUCGUUUAUUAUUUCGUUUAAAUUCAUAUACAAUGAUAUCGGAUCCAUUAUUUAUGGAAGAAAUUGAAGAAAAUUCUGAUGAAUCAUCAAUUGAAUUAUCAUCACAACAAAAUAAUAUUCUAAUUCCUUGGUCUAAUCGAAUGCAACCAAAUAGAAUUUGUUUACAUUUAAUGAAUAAAACGCUCAAUAUAAUGGAUCAUUUUGAUAAUGCAAAAAUUGUACCAGACCAUUUAUGGUUAGAAAAACAUUUACAAAUAUUAUUAUCGUUGACAAACAAUAUCACCACCAUUGUUGAUGAUGAUCAACGAUUCUGCAAUUGGAAUUUCAUUGUUGAUGAUGUUGUUGAUUCAAAUGCUACCAAUGGAUGUCCAUUCAUGAUUGAAAUGCCUUUUUCACCAUUAGUUUAUUAUGUGAAAAUUGUUUAUCCACUGGCAUUGAUUGCACAAACUGGAUCAAUAUGGACAACAUGUCUGAUAACGAUUGAACGAUAUCUAGCUGUUUGUCAUCCAUUAAUGACAAUGACAUUAUCGACACGUGCACGUGCAAUAUGGGCAUUGUCAAUUUUAUCCAUUAUGGCAUUUUUAUUCAAUUUACCACGAUUUGCUGAAGUGGAUACCACUUGUAAUCAAGUUCGAGCGACAGAAUUUCGUCACAAUAAAAUCUAUUAUCAAGUUUAUUAUAUAUUCCUGAAUCUGACAUUCAAUUAUAUUGUACCAUUAUCAUUAUUGGCUGCAUUGAAUGUAAAAAUUUAUUUUAGCGUACAAAAAGCAAGUCAAAAUCGUAAUGAAUUAACCCGUGCACGUCAAAGUGAAUUACAUUUAGCAUCAAUGUUUAUCGCCAUUGUAGCUAUAUUUAUUGCUUGCAAUGCACCGGCAUUCAUUGUCAAUUGUUUGGAACCAUAUUUUCAGGUUGGCACACCUGUUUUGGAAUUGAUGACAAUAUUUUCCAAUGUAUUGGUUUGUUUCAAUUCAUCAAUCAAUUUUGUUAUUUAUUGUAUAUUUGGAAGAAAAUUUCGUUUGAAAUUUCUUCGAUUAUUACGUUUAAAUCGAUGGAAAUUUUGUAAUCGUCGACAAUAUCGUUCAUCAUCAACAUCAGCAGCAGCAGCAGCAUCGAGUUGUUCAGGUAGAACAGUUACCAUACCAUUUAAUCGUCAUCAUGGUGGUGCAAUGAUGAUGAUGAUGAAUCGUGGUGAUUCAACAAUUUUGAAUGGUCCAAAUAAUGAAAAUAUUAACAACAAUAAUCAACAUAAUCAUCAAAAAUCUAAUUGGUCUUCAAUGGUAGAGGGUCAAUUGAAAAUCGAACAACAACAACAACAACAAACAAAGCUGCAGCCGCAGCAGCAGCCAACACCACCACCUAUGACAAUGGAAAACGUUCGAUUUUCACCUUCUUCUAUAAUACGAUCAAAUACAUUUGGUUCUUAUUCCAAUCAAACUAUACAUACAAUGAAUAAUCAACAUCACAAUGAUGAUGAUGAUGAUGAUGAUGAUGAUGAUGAAGUUCAUCAUCACCAUCAAUGA
Dermatophagoides farinae (American house dust mite) is the source of this 2386-nucleotide messenger RNA. Lineage: Eukaryota; Metazoa; Arthropoda; Arachnida; Sarcoptiformes; Pyroglyphidae. The record is from RefSeq and is a predicted model, not a curated record.